CCCAUUCCAUUCCAAACAAAACAACACAAAGACUUUCUGAAACAAAACCGGACGGUUAUCUUAGUCUUUCAACCAUCCCGUAUUCCUUCUUAUUAUAUAAGAAAAAAAGAGAGUCUUUUUUGUUGUUGUUGGGUAUAAUAUAUUUUCCGCGUUCUUGUUGAUUGUGUGUCAAUUCCCUCUCUCUUCGAAGAAUCAAAGUCGACCCAGUUCCUUUGCAGAUCUUCCCUAUCAUUUUCUCUGGAAAAGUUGAUAUUUUUUGAUCGUUUUGUAUUUUGAAGAUUAGCAGAAGAGUUAGAUGUUGAGUGAUAGAAGGAAAAGUUGAGGUGGGGUGGAUAAUAUGGAUAAUCUCUGUUGUUUCAGUUCUUUCAGUCAGGUGGUUGGAGGGCGUUCUUCAUGUAACUCUGGAAAGGGCAAGAGCCAUGAGUCCCCUGUCAAGUAUGGCUUUAGCCUUGUUAAAGGGAAAGCAAACCACCCGAUGGAGGACUAUCACGUAGCAAAAUUCGUCCAGUUCAAAGGGCAAGAGCUAGGACUUUUUGCUAUAUACGACGGACACCUUGGAGACAGUGUACCAGCCUAUUUACAAAAGCAUCUCUUUUCUAAUAUCUUGAAGGAAGAGGACUUCUGGAAUGAUCCAUUCAUGUCCAUUUCUAAAGCUUAUGAGACAACAGAUCAGGCAAUUCUUUCUCACAGUCCGGAUUUGGGGCGAGGAGGAUCAACUGCAGUGACUGCAAUUCUCAUAAAUAACCAGAAAUUAUGGGUAGCCAAUGUUGGAGAUUCACGAGCAGUUCUGUCAAGGGGAGGGGUGGCUGAACAGAUGAGUACUGAUCAUGAACCCAAUACUGAACGGGGCAGCAUUGAGGGUAAAGGUGGCUUUGUCUCAAACAUGCCAGGAGAUGUUGCAAGAGUGAAUGGGCAGCUUGCAGUUUCUCGAGCGUUUGGAGACAAAAAUCUCAAAACACACUUGCGAUCUGAUCCUGACAUUCAGUAUGCUGAUAUUAAUUCAGAUAUUGAGCUUUUGAUACUCGCUAGUGAUGGUCUAUGGAAGGUAAUGGCAAAUCAAGAGGCUGUUGAUAUUGCAAGAAGGACAAAGGAUCCAGAAAGGGCAGCGAAACAACUAGCUACUGAGGCAUUGAACAGAGACAGUAAGGAUGAUAUUUCCUGCGUUGUAGUUCGUUUCUAGGGAUGAAAAAGGAAAACAUAAAUACUAUCUAAAAGUUCAUGGUAUAUAUAUUCUGCAUAUCAAGACCUUCCCUUCACAAUUUGGAAAUUUAUGGAAAAUAGGUUUUGCCCCUUCCCUUCUUCAUGUGUAAAAAUAUAAAAUUUGAAGUUCUUGAAUUUAGGUCGUGCUGUUUAGUAUUUCUCGAUUUCUUCGUUUUUGUAGAUUCAUGCCAUAAUUUUUCUUUGUAAUAUGCAUUGUGUGUCAUGGAGCAGUGUGAAGAUGGCCACAGUUUAUAUAUUGAACAUGGGAUUUAUGCA
Messenger RNA from Gastrolobium bilobum, 1476 nucleotides. Its product is annotated as probable protein phosphatase 2C 9. Gene Ontology annotation, cellular component: cytosol; nucleus. The record is from RefSeq and is a predicted model, not a curated record. Gene Ontology annotation, molecular function: protein serine/threonine phosphatase activity. NCBI's taxonomy places the organism in Eukaryota, Viridiplantae, Streptophyta, Magnoliopsida, Fabales, Fabaceae. The transcript is spliced from 6 exons. Gene Ontology annotation, biological process: protein dephosphorylation. Bases 338 to 1180 code for a protein of 280 amino acids.